AGAGCUUCUUCUCAGCUGAUUUGAACCAGGAUGGCAGAAGAUGGAGACUCUGGUUUAUCUCUACGGGCGGAGAGGAAAGCUUUAGAAAAAGCCAAAAUACUGCAGCGGGAGAGCGAAAGGAAGACUUUUAGACUGGUCGGACGGGUCCUGAAGAAACCAGAGUGUGAGCGUUCAGAGGAGGAGGCCGCCGUGUUACUGCUGCACAGGGACACCGUGGAGGAGCUCUGCAGGAGACAAGUCCGCAGAAAUGUGCUCAAGAGGAAGCAGGAGGAGGUGUUUGACGAUGCAGAUGAGCUGAAAAAUAAAGUCAGACAGCUUGCUGAUGCAGUCAAACACGCAAAAAACCUGGUUGUUUACACUGGAGCUGGCAUCAGUACGGCAGCCUCCAUCCCAGACUACAGGGGUCCUAACGGUGUGUGGACACAACUACAGAAAGGACGGACAGUCAGCUCAUCUGACUUGAGUAAAGCUGAGCCAACACUCACACACAUGUGCAUCAAGAUGCUGCACAAGGAAAAACUGGUAAAGCAUGUCGUUUCUCAAAACUGUGAUGGGCUCCACUUGCGCAGUGGACUGUCGAGACAGGCCCUUUCUGAGCUUCAUGGAAACAUGUUUAUUGAGGUGUGCACAUCCUGUUCUCCAGUCAGAGAGUAUGUGCGUUUAUUUGACGUUACAGAGCGGACAUCACUGCACAGACACGGGACAGGUCGCAGGUGUAGACACUGUGGAGCUGAACUCAGGGACACCAUCGUGCACUUUGGAGAACGUGGGACACUGGAGCAGCCUCUCAACUGGAAGGGUGCUGCAGAUGCUGCCAAGAUGGCCGAUGUUAUUCUUUGCUUGGGUUCCAGUCUAAAGGUGUUAAAGAAAUAUGCCUGUCUGUGGUGCAUGAACAAACCAGCAAGCAGACGGCCUCAACUCUACAUCGUCAACCUCCAGUGGACUCCAAAAGAUGAUCUGGCUGUGCUGAAAAUAAAUGGCAAAUGUGAUGACGUCAUGAAACUCCUAAUGGAGGAGCUGGGGAUUCAGAUUCCUGCGUAUGAUCGGGAGGAGGACCCCAUCUUCAGUUUAGCGACACCUCUGCUGCCAGAAGAGGCUACCAGCUGCACUCGGGAGGUCAUAGUGCCCCCAAACGGGCAGGACAGUUUACCAGACUGCAGCGAGCAGGUAGAGGGAGCCAGAGCUGUGCAGGGUGGCUGGUUUGGACGAGGUUAUGGCAAAGGGAGAAAGAAGAAAAAAGCUGCAUAGUCUUAAAGACACAUGGACAUUUGUAAAGUUACUAAUCCCAGUAACGGAUUUAAAACUUCUGUCUUACCACGAGGAUGAAAUCGAUUCCAGGGUGCUGUUAUGUCUCACUUUCAUUUAGCCAAAAGCAAUUUAUGUAUAUAUGGUCUUGGGUGUGUCUGUGUGUGUGAAAGAUAGAGAAAUAUGGUUGUGAUUUUGUAAACUGUACUUCUGUAAACAGCAUCAGCCUAAAAUCUUGUACAACCUUUAGAUUAAAGUAUCAGCAAGACCUAACAGUGAAAUGAAAACUUAGCUAAAGGUGUUAAAGCUUAGGGGUGGGCUUCUAAUACAAAUCAUUUUCUGUCAAACUCAGCAGAUACCUUUGCACAAUCUGCUAGCUGACUACUCUUUGUGUUUGUUAAAAAAAUACAGGGUUUGUUUAAAGUCCUGACAUCUGAAAUAUAAAAUAAGUGGUGCUCAGUGCAAAAACACAAGAUAAGGUGUUUAACAAGUUCUGAAUUGGUGCAUUACAGUAAGUAGUUUAACAUGCAACAUGCUGCUACAUUUAACAUUAUCUACAGUAGAUGUUAACAGAAUCACUGACGUCUAAAGUUACUGUAUGUUAGCUCAUUCAAAGUUAUGCAGUGUUUGAUUUUAAAAUAAUCAAAAUAUCUACAGCAGGAAACCAAUGGCAAGUUUCUGUUUUUCAAGCUGCAAAACUUCAACUGAUGAAACAUUUUAAAUAAUUAAACUGGUCGAUCAGUUUCUACACGCAUUGUUAGAGAACAAUAUUUUUGUAGUCCACCAUGUGUUUUAAAAUGUUGCUGAAUGUAGCUUCUUUGCUUUUCUGUUUCCUUUUAAUACAUUUGUUUACUUAAAUUAUUUACCGAAACUUACAGCCUACCUUCCCUUGGCUGUCACCCCUCCUCAGGUUUGCAGACUCUGUAGUACAACUACUACUGUACCUUUGUUUACUGAAGUUGGUGAAUUAUCCUAUGUUUACAUAUUGAUCUUGAUGCAGGCACACAGCUGCUGUCAUUAUUUUUGUCUACAGAAGAAUUUUGAAUCUUAACUUAAAUUUUGAAAAUGUCUCUUUUUGUUAUGUUAAAGUUACUGUUUACUUGAGUGAUUGCAAUGCAUGUCUCCCUUAAAAAUCUCAGGAAAACUCAGUGUAAAUAAUAAGCUCAUAAUGUUCUGGUUCAUGGUGUCAGAUGUUAAUGAUGCAGGACUAGCCAUUAGGAAACAGUGUUCAGUAUUCUUAAUACCAAAACCCAAGAUGGGACAUGGAUACUUGUGGUUUUCAGUGUAUUUUGUUGAAAAAAAGUGAUUGUUAUAUUUGUGACCCAAUAA
This is a messenger RNA of Cheilinus undulatus (humphead wrasse), 2574 nucleotides long. RefSeq names its product sirtuin 7 (gene sirt7). The coding region runs from base 31 to 1248 and encodes 405 amino acids. Gene Ontology annotation, molecular function: NAD+ binding. NCBI's taxonomy places the organism in Eukaryota, Metazoa, Chordata, Actinopteri, Labriformes, Labridae. The transcript has 10 exons. The record is from RefSeq and is a predicted model, not a curated record.